AUGGGGUUGUGGGACGGGAAGACUGGGAACAAGUUAUGGGAGAGAAUCACGGACACCUACAUGUGGAUCGGGUGCAUGGCGUGGGCUGGAAACGACACGAAGAUCGCGCUUGGCAGUUGGAGUAACGACGGCAGGGUCGUGCUGUUAAGCGCCAGAACGGGAGAGGCGAUCAGGGUGGCAUGUGGGCAUACAGAUGGCGGGGUCGUGCUGCGGGGCGCCAAAACAGGAGAGACGAUGGGCGAUGCCCCCGAACGUGUCCCAGAUUCGGUCGGCCUGAAAUGGGCUGCGGACCGCGGUCUGCUUGAGUGGUAUUCAGACGAAUUUGCAGACGAAGUUCACAUAGAUUGGUUCAACUUUGUGAAGCGGCCCUGGAGAGAAGGUGAAGAAGGUGUGCUGGCUUCGUUCUCUGUUGAGCGGGCUCCGUUCUCUGUUGGGCGGCCUCUGUUCCCUUAUGAUGGUCCUUCUUUUGUUUCGGUGAAGUGGUCUCCAGAUGACAAGUGGAUCGCGUCAACUAGAUAUGUUGAAAUUGAUGAAAAUGGGAAACCAAGCAGAGUCGGAGUUAUGAUCUGGAAUUGGGAGACAGGUGUAACAUAUCGGUACCAGUGCCAAUAUUAUAUGUUUAUGGUACCACCCCAUGCGCUGGAAUGGUCUGACGACGGGCGACGCGUAGCCUUUGGAAUUGGAAGAGAGCUUGCGAUAUGGGAUAUUGAGACAGGGGUGAUGUUAAAGUAUAGCACAAACAGAAACAGGGUGAUAUUAAGGACAAACAGAAACAGUGAACCUCCAACGCAUAUUGCUUGGUUCCGGGACGGGUCGCGAAUAGCGACGGUGGAUGGAGGAACGUUACGAAUCCUGUCCGUGACGAGUCAAAGCGCUGUCUGCGAAAAGCAAUACGAUGAUGUUGGGUAUCUCAAAGAGAGCGAUCUGCGCCAGUUCAUCGAUACGAAUGAGGGCAAACUCACGGCGGCGGAUCUAGAGAGGAAACUGGAGAGGAAACUGAGGAUUCGGCAAAAGCAAGAUGAAGAUGGAGUGUUCUACAAGACAGGAGAUGACGAAAUCCGCCUAGCAACCGUUGCGGGACGUCGUUGGUACUGUUCUACUUCAGGUCGGCACAUUGCGAUCCAGGUAAAAGUUCGUUCUUAUGCAAGACUGCACUUUUACGAGCUCUUGGAGUAGUGUGAUUGUGAGUGUGUGAAUAACCACUGGGCAAAAGGGGAUGUCCUGGCCAGGACAGGAGGGGUUGUACCCACGGUAUAUGUAGUAAGGGAUGAUGUAACAGGAGAAAUUUGUAUGUAUUUGAAGUUGUUUCUAGUUACCUGACGCCUCGAUGCCCCUCUCCGCAAAAAAAGUAGCCGGCACAUCUUUUCUAUGUGUCGCGCGCAGUUGCG
Chondrus crispus (carragheen) is the source of this 1388-nucleotide messenger RNA. RefSeq lists its product as hypothetical. The record is from RefSeq and is a predicted model, not a curated record. The transcript is spliced from 2 exons. Lineage: Eukaryota; Rhodophyta; Florideophyceae; Gigartinales; Gigartinaceae. The coding region runs from base 1 to 1176 and encodes 391 amino acids. Gene Ontology annotation, molecular function: protein binding.